This is a messenger RNA of Gaeumannomyces tritici R3-111a-1, 2253 nucleotides long. RefSeq lists its product as hypothetical. Lineage: Eukaryota; Fungi; Ascomycota; Sordariomycetes; Magnaporthales; Magnaporthaceae. The record is from RefSeq and is a predicted model, not a curated record. Bases 13 to 2253 code for a protein of 746 amino acids. The transcript is spliced from 5 exons.
CCGCCGCAUACCAUGUCGUCUGAGGAUUCCCAACAGAACGGUCCAAACCCUGUGUCGGGAGACAAGGGCCCCGGCACCGGCCUCCUGGACCUGCUCCCCAUCCCCGCCGACACCCAGCCGGUGACGGACCCAGAACGUACAGAGACCUCCAACUCGCUCCACCAAGAUACCACUCUUUCUCACGCCCUGGCCACAGAUGACCACCAGGAAAAAGGCCUGCUCCAAAAGGACCACCAGCAGACCGAGGUUGCCGAUCUGGGAUGGAACGAGAAGAAGCAGAACAUCGCCGAGCCCCUGAUGGGAGGCAUGUCGAACGAGGAGCUCUGGAUACUCGUUCGGCGCUUCAACAAGCAAAUGUACCACGUCAAAGCGGUGCCGUACGCGGUCCCAGGAAACUUGGACCUGAAUGUGGCCGACGAGGAAGAGUUUUCGCCUGACAAGCUGCGCGCCAAUCUCGAACGGCUCUACACUACCGUCAUCGUCGGGGUGUUGGCUGCCGUCAAGCAUGUCGCCCGCCUUCGAUCUUGGCGUGAAACUAGGCGAACUACGAGCUUCUGCGCCGCCUACUUUUUUGCCUGGGCAUUCGACUUCCUCGUCCCUCUGUUGACGACAACCGUUCUUGUUCUGGUCGUUUACGAGCCAUCCCGAGCCAUCCUCUUUCCUCCUGCCCCCAUGGCCCUGGUCAGCACCCGGUCUGGCGGGGUGCAGAAACCCAAGUCCGGGAUUUUGGGCAGUCACGACAGUGCCACUGGUGCCCCGGAGAACCACAAAGGCGAGGCCGUAGAGCAGGAGGCUAGCAACUUCGUCAACGGAAUCGCGUCAGUGGCUCUGAGCAGCGCUGUGGGAAAGCACCCGCAAGACGAGCCUGCGUCCGAGGAAGGCAACCUCGUGGACGACGCCGGCCCAGAUCCCACGGCCGUUGCAGUUGGCGCUGCGGAUGCCAAGGAAAAGGCGUCUGGCAAUAAACCGCAUGGGGACAAGGACAAGACCAAGGUGCCCAUGGAAACGGCCAUGUGGACAAAGAUGCGGCCCAUCAUGCAUGGCAUCGCUGAUGUCGCCGACACUUGGGAACGGUUUGCCAACGCGCUAUCACCGACACCUCCGUUCCCUCAAGAGACCUACCGGCUCCGAAUCGCGACGCUGGUCCUCCCCCUCGUAGUGACGUCGCUCGUGGUGUCGUCCUACGCCUUCACCAAGGCCGUCAUGGCAGGCGUCGGCUUCACCUUCUUCGGCGACCCCAUCAUCACGCGCGGCCUCGACUGGCUGAACCGCAAGGUCCCCAACUGGCAGCAGCUGAUCGAGGUGCGCAACACGGCGCUCAAGGGCGUGCCGACCAACGCGCAGCUCACCCUCACGCUGCUGCGCAUCGGCGAGGCCAACCGCGCGCCUAUCCCGCCGCCGCCGCGCGUGUCGGAGGCGCCCCCGGACGAGCCGGCCGCCGUGACGGACUCGCAGCUGCGCGCCACGGGCGCCGAGCCGCCCCUCAACGCGACCGACGCCGAGCUCGACGCGGCCAUGCGCCACGACCCGCACACCAAGCACGAGACGGGCGGGGCCGACAUCGACGCGGCGCGGGACCCCAAGCACGGCAAAAAGAGCAGCCGCAUCCUCGGCUUCUUCAAGGGCACCUCCAAGGGCGGCGUCAAGACGGCCAUCGGGACCGACACGGUGCGCGCAAAGGUGCUGGGGUCCCGGCACGCAAAGGAGCGCCUGGGCGUCGUGCCGCCCAAGAGGGCCGAGGCCGACGUGACGUCGGGCCCCGUCGAGUUCAAGGCGCGCCACGGCGGCAGGAAGGGGCACGUCUACCUCGGCACCGCGGCCACGCCCGCCGUCGUGGCCUUCAGCACCGAGACGCACAACAGCCUAGCCACCGAGGUGACGGGCGGCGGUGGCGUCAAGGGAAACCACGAGGAGCAGCAGCAGCAGGGCGGCGACGACAAGGGCAUGGUCCACGCCAUGUGGAGCGUGGCCGUCUCCGACAUCGUGGAGCUCAAGAAGUUUGGCGGGUACGGGUGGAAGGCCAAGCUCCUCGUCGGCUGGUCGCUGGAGCGCAAGGUCGAGGACGGGCUCGAGAUCAAGACGACGGACGGCAAGAGCUACCGCAUCACGGCGUGCCCGCUGAGGGACGAGCUGUUCAACCGCUUGAUUUCCAUGGGUGGACAGAAGUGGGAGGCUUGGGACGGACGGACAUUAGCGAUGUGGGGUGGCGGUUCGCAGGGUCUCAGCGACCGCUAUGACAUGGGCAGCGGUUGA